CAUUUAAACUAUAAUACAACAAUAUCUAAACAUUUUCCAAUCUGGGAGAGUGCAUUCUUGAAUUCGGCGUGGGUCUCAUACAACAGUUAUUAUGUAUUUUAAUGCAAUUUUAACUUUACCUUCGGUUUCACGCAUGAAUAGCUAGCGCCUGCUCCGCUCAGUCGCCGGAAUACGCCACAGAGGGCGGAAGUUAAAGCGUCAGUCUGUUGGGAAAAUAUAUACGCCGAAAGUUCCUCAAGAUUGUUUAAGAUGUUAAAAUAUGUGAAAGUUCAUGACACGAUAUUUGCAUGUCUCUGGGUGAUCAUGGAUGGGAUUAAUUGCCCGAUUUUUUGAACGGAGUUUGGUUGCUACGACUCCGGGCUAAACUGAUUCCAGACCAGCUAAGUGUAGCUAGCUUUACCCGGGAGCCUUGAAUGUUGAGCUCGGAGCAGCAGUUGGUGGAUGCGGAGAGCUGGACACGGAUUAAACCGAAAAGAAGUGAAAAUGAUGGAGUUCAUGCUGGAUGACUUUCUGUCUCCGGAGUCGACCGUCACCUCCCUGCUGUCGAGCUCAGGCCACCUGAGGAGCAGCCUGAGGCCUCCUGAGCACAACACCACCGUCAGAUACAGAGACAAGAACUACGAUUCGGCCUCGGCGGCCCUGGACGCCUACAUUUCAGACUUCGAGAGGAGUCGACACGGCAGCGAGGCUUUGACGGGGACGCUGGUCCUGCAGCCGAAGCUGCCGUCCACGCCGAGGAGAGCCCGACUGGGCAUGCUCAGAAACAAAGAUGUUCUCAGGGAGCGACUGACUGACCAGGAGCUGGACUUCCUCAACCUCCCUGUCAGCUCCCUGCGUCACCGUAGCAACCGGGACAGGGUCUCCAUGACGACGGACGAGCUGCUGUCCAUCCUGAUCAGCGCUGAUCUGAGUCCCACCAACACCGACGAGCUGCUGCUCCGUCCUCCAGCCGCCCCAGACUCGGCGGCAGGAGGAGGCGUCGCAGAAGCUCUGACCGGUGAGGAGAUGGAGGACCACGGCUCCAGGGACAGCAGCAGCGUCCAGAAGCAGCCCGGUCCGGUGGAGGCUCUGAAGCAGAUGCUGUUCAGGCUGCAGUCUGUGGAGUCGGAGCUGCAGCGACGACAACAGCAGCAGCAACAGGCCUCAGCGGCUCCAGAACUACCUGAGGGCCUCAAGACACCUGAGAAACAGCGGCCCGACGUGGAGCUGCAGGGUUUUCCUGGAAGCCCUUCACUGCACAGAGCUCUGCAUCAUCUGAACCGUCUGAAGCUGCUGGUAGAAGAACCCACGGAGAACCCACGCAUGAAGGAGGAGGAGGAGGAGAAGGAUGAAGAUGAAGGACGCUACUCCUCCUCGUCUGCUGACGGACUCAUCAGCUCUCAGAGCAAACCGUCCUGAAGCUGGAGGGUUUUCAACGACAGUCGUGGUCAAACGCUACAAGGUGCAUUAACGUUGGUGAAUUCCAGAGACUCAACCGGACUGUGUUCAGAUCAGUGUUACAGUGAAGGAAGUCGAUUCACAGCCGAUGGUUCUGCUCCGACUCUGGAGGAGAUUUAUCUAAAAACACUCAGUCGACUCCUCCGUCUCAGAUCAUCAACAGUUUCUGCUCGACCGUCUCUGAUUCGCCUGAAAGUUCUAGAGCAUGAACAUAGAUGUUUAUAAAGACAUCUGUGACAUUUUACAUCAAUAUGUCACUUUUCCUUUUUGCCCGUCGACCCACUGACAGCAGGUUUGUUCUCACAUUGAAAUCUGAGUCAGUUUGAGCAACAACAUCUGAGGAACUAUUGAAGAUAAAAACAUGAUGAGAAAUAACAGAGAAGAUUUUAAUAGUUCCUCAGACGUUGUUGAUCAAACAUAAAUGCAACUUCAAAAUAAAUCUCAAAGUAUUUCAUACAUCAAGCCAAAACAAAACAGAUACCAUUUCAAAUCUCUACAGUUUAUGAUAAUAAAAACGUCAAGCUAGUCAGAGAUGGUUUACCAGAAGGUUUCUGAUGAUUUGAGAUUAAAUCAUCCAGGUGAGAAUGAAGCGUCUCAGAAAUGUAAACAUUGGACUCAGACUAAACAAGCUGACCUGAAAAGUGUCCAAAUAAUUUGUGCCAAUAUGACUUCAGGAGGUUUAACAUUUUUGAUCAGUCCC
Stegastes partitus (bicolor damselfish) is the source of this 2137-nucleotide messenger RNA. It is a transcript of the gene cunh18orf54, whose product is annotated as chromosome unknown C18orf54 homolog. The transcript is spliced from 9 exons. The record is from RefSeq and is a predicted model, not a curated record. Bases 442 to 1398 code for a protein of 318 amino acids. NCBI's taxonomy places the organism in Eukaryota, Metazoa, Chordata, Actinopteri, Pomacentridae.